GUAUCAGCCGCUUCAACGACUCAAACAAGAAGCGACACUAGGCGUGCUCAAAGUACGCCAACUAAACCUUAUUCAAUAAGAAUGAUUUUCCAAAAGUCCAACUAACGGUAAUAAUGCGAGUGGAUUUACUGGACAGACAUCAGUUUUAAGAGUAUAUUUAGCGGGAUAAUUUGUGAUGGCUACUACUGAGAUGGAAUCUGGUUCCUCAGAUCAUGGGACACUGGACCCUGAUUCAAAGUACCCACUGAAAGUUCUCUACUGUGGAGUGUGCUCUCUGCCGACAGAGUAUUGUGAGUACAUGCCUGAGCCGGCCAAAUGUAGGCAUUGGCUUGAGAAGAACUUCCCAGAUGUUUUUGCCAGGAUGACUGUUGGUGGCCCGGCAGCGAAUGCACCCAAGCAGGAAUCCGGCUCUGGAGAAGCUCCUCCAGCAGGCGAGGACGAGGAGAGAAAGAAACAGAAGAGAGGUGGAAGAGGUCAGAUCAGACAGAAAAAGAAGACGGUGCCUCAAAAAGUCACGAUAGCAAAAAUCCCAAGAGCCAAGAAAAAAUAUGUGACACGGGUGUGUGGCCUGGCAACAUUUGACAUCGAACUUAAAGAGGCUCAGCGAUUCUUUGCCCAGAAAUUCUCUUGUGGUGCCUCAGUGACAGCAGAGGAUGAAAUAAUCAUUCAGGGAGAUUUUACAGACGACAUAAUCGACGUCAUUCAAGAGAAGUGGCCUGAGGUGGAUGAUGACAGCAUCGACGAUCUGGGCGAAGUCAAGAAGUGAAGACCAAAUAUGCACUUUUACUGAAAUGGAUGUGACCUGUAACAGCGAUAACCCGGCCAAAUGUACACAUUAAGUCAUUUUAUACCUAUUUUAUUUACUGUUCAUAAGAAGCUGCGGACUUGGCCACUCACUUGGCGUUUUUUUUUUUUUUUAGUUGGUAGCUGCUUUCUCUCGUUUGCCAAAGGUGUGGUAUGACGUGAAUCCCUCCCAAAUGUUCUUCACUCAAGCAAACUGUAGGCUAAUAAAUUUCAGUCUCCCUCUGGCCUGUA
Acanthopagrus latus (yellowfin seabream) is the source of this 1035-nucleotide messenger RNA. It is a transcript of the gene denr, whose product is annotated as density-regulated protein. Gene Ontology annotation, biological process: translation reinitiation; formation of translation preinitiation complex. The coding region runs from base 176 to 766 and encodes 196 amino acids. The transcript has 8 exons. The record is from RefSeq and is a predicted model, not a curated record. Gene Ontology annotation, molecular function: translation initiation factor activity; mRNA binding. Lineage: Eukaryota; Metazoa; Chordata; Actinopteri; Spariformes; Sparidae.